Messenger RNA from Syngnathus typhle (broad-nosed pipefish), 1945 nucleotides. Its product is annotated as ras-related protein Rab-37-like. NCBI's taxonomy places the organism in Eukaryota, Metazoa, Chordata, Actinopteri, Syngnathiformes, Syngnathidae. The transcript has 9 exons. The coding region runs from base 349 to 1038 and encodes 229 amino acids. Gene Ontology annotation, cellular component: endosome; Golgi apparatus. The record is from RefSeq and is a predicted model, not a curated record. Gene Ontology annotation, molecular function: GTPase activity; GTP binding.
AGACGCUGCGUCUGCCCACGCCAGGAUGCAAAGCAGAGAAAUGUUUCCGCCCGUGUGUCAUUUUCUGCUUUCAUGACUGCUGGAUGGUUCUAAAUUGGCUCUUUCAUGUUUUCUUUUGUUUCUCUUUACUUUUUUUUUUCUGUAUCUAAACGCUGAAGGGUGAGCUUUUUCCAUUUUUCUCCCUGGUGAUUAUUUUUUUGUGAGCGCACAGCAUGCGAGCAAAAGGGCUCGAGACUGUCGGAGACAGAGCCUGAGAUACACACAACACGUAUUGUGUGUGUGUCCCUACUGGACUACAUCUCGGACGAGAGUGGCUUUGGCGCCGUGAACGCAUCAUUUGCCAUCGCGAUGUCCAUCAGGAAGACAUCGUUGACGCAAAAGCAGUCUAAAAACGGGACUUCUAAAUAUGUGUUGGAGCGGUGCGCUUCUAUUAACGAGUAUUAUGAUAUUGCCUUCAAGGUGAUGCUGUUGGGAGACUCAUCCGUGGGAAAGACAUGCAUCUUGCUGCGAUUUAAAGACGGGGCAUUUGUGGGAGGCAACUUUAUUGCCACCGUUGGAAUAGACUUUAGGAAUAAAGUGGUAGAUGUCGACAACCUGAAAGUCAAACUCCAGAUCUGGGAUACAGCCGGUCAGGAAAGAUUCCGAAGCGUGACACACGCCUAUUACAGAGAUGCCCAAGCAUUACUUCUGCUUUAUGAUAUCACCAAUAAGCCAUCAUUUGACAACAUCAGGGCUUGGCUGAAUGAAAUACACGAGUAUGCCCAGAAGGAUGUGGUCAUCAUGUUGCUCGGCAACAAGGCAGACAUGGCCGCCGAGAGGGUGGUGAAAAAGGAGGAUGGGGAGAAGUUGGCUAAGGAAUAUGGGGUGCCAUUUAUGGAGACCAGCGCAAAGACAGGCAUCAACGUGGAGCUAGCCUUUCUAGCUAUCGCAAAGGAGCUGAAGCACAGAACCACCCAACAGCCAAACGAGCCCAAGUUCCAAAUACACGACUACAUCGAAUCUCAGAAGCACAAGACUGCUUGCUGCAGCCUUGUGUAGCUAAACCCAACACUGGGCCAGGAGACACACACGCACACGCGCAUUCAUGCACACACACUUAAAAAAAGGGGAUCAAGACAGAGGGAGGUGGGGUAGGAUAAGUAAAGCCAAUCCCGGCACUAAUCCUAAAAAGCGAGCAUCAAGCUCUUCUCCGCUCAAUUGAACGACAGUGAAUCCGAUUGCCGUCCCUUGUCGAAAAUGUGAAUAUCAUUCUGUAGAAAAUGUGUUGUGGUCUUUGUGGUGACAGUUGUGAUCAAACGGGGGGAAAAAAAAAAAAGCCAGGAUUUAUAAAACUAAGUUAUCUGCCGUCUGCAAGGACAAUGAGGAGCAUGUUUGCAGUGCGCUUGGUUUAGUUUUAUAAGAACAAUCAAUAUGAGCGUUGCUAGGGAAUAUAACAACUUUGUUUUCACGUCACUUUUUAGAGGCUGUGAACUGAAUCUCUUUUGGACUUUCAGUCUUUCUCUUUACUGAGUGUACAUAAACAGCCACAAAGUCGGACAUAUUCACGUGUGGAUAGCUGUUAGAAUAAAAUCAAUGUUGGAGGCCUCCUGCCCGUUUUGUGUUUGUGUCUGUACGUCAACUUGAGGGCCAUUUCUUGAAUUCCAUUCAAGAAUCUUUUCACUGUUGCACCAGAGAUUACUCGUAUUUCCUGCCCUGCUUCGAAAAUCUUCAAAACAUGUACAUUCUCAUUUCAUACGCACUCUGAAACGUAAACGUGUCUCUUUGAAUAAUGUUGUUGUGGAGACUGUGCAAAAUCUGUAAUGGUUCCAUGCACUGAGUUAUUCAAUGUCCAUUUUCAAUGUUUUUGGUCACAUUUGUUCCUUCUCGGAGGUGUCACGGUGAUCACAAAGUGCCAUGAAAAAGUGCUUGGUUAUCAUAUUAUAUAUAAAGUAUUUUUUGUAAUGUA